Messenger RNA from Colossoma macropomum (tambaqui), 722 nucleotides. RefSeq names its product SH3 domain binding glutamate-rich protein like 2 (gene sh3bgrl2). Bases 224 to 550 code for a protein of 108 amino acids. The transcript is spliced from 4 exons. The record is from RefSeq and is a predicted model, not a curated record. NCBI's taxonomy places the organism in Eukaryota, Metazoa, Chordata, Actinopteri, Characiformes, Serrasalmidae. Gene Ontology annotation, cellular component: cytoplasm.
GUGAGCCUGUUGGGGGAGUGAAGGGCACGCGGGCUGCGGAGUGAGCGCCGUUAUUAUGGAAUAAAUACUGGGGGCGCCCCGUUCACGCAGCAUUAAAGCACGACCGCGGCUCCACAGCGAGCGCACGAGAGGCCGAGAGAGGGAGAGAGAAAGGGAACUACAGGAGAGAGAGAGAGAGUGAGUGAGAGAUAAAGAGAAAGAGAGGGAGAGAAGCGGGAUUAGGAUGGUGAUCAGGGUUUACAUCGCCUCUUCGUCCGGCUCUCUCGCGGUAAAGAAGAAUCAGCAGGCCGUGGUGGGCUUCCUAGAGGCAAACCGGAUCAGUUUUGAGGAAGUGGACAUCACCAUGCAGGAGGAGCAGAGACUGUGGAUGUACCAGAACAUUCCGCCAGAGAAGCGGCCAGAGAAGGGCAACCCACUGCCCCCUCAGAUCUUUAAUGGAGCAGAAUACUGCGGGGAUUAUGAAGACUUCUUCCAAUCUAAAGAAACCAACACAGUGUUUUCGUUUCUUCGCCUCAACUCUCAACCCUCAGUGAAGGAUUCUGAAUCCUAGGCUAUAAACAUUCCCUUGACUGAAGCACUGUGGCGCUGUUUCGUGAUGUAUCUUUCUUCCUGGGAGCGUGAAGCCCUUACUGCCAGCCAUGCUUAUGCCAAACACCAAAACCUGCUGCCCACCAGCCCCCCCACACACUCAGAGGAUUAAAGAGACCUUUCCUUGACAGUUA